GCUCAUUUUCUCUUCUCUUUUGUCAAUCUGACGAUUCGCACCAGGUGAUCAAGAUCUCGUCAGACAAGGUUCCUUCAUAGGGAACGAGCUCGUCUGAAUAGCAUCUCAUCUGACUGAAUCGUUGCAGAAUGUACUUUUGGUAUUCUGAAAAGACUGAUUGGCUGAUGUGAGAUGUGGCACUGGUCUCUCAGCCUCACAGCGAUUCUGACCACGCCUUCCUUACCUCGGAACUGCAAGGCUCUUAACUUUCAAAUUUGGUCGUUUACUCUUUGUAACACGACCAACCAAACUUCCUGGGCCGUAAGAAUCUCAGCGCUAUGAUGUGCAUGGCGGGUACCUACGGCGGGCACCAGAGCUGCAACUGCACAGCCUUCAAUAAUAAUAGACAUAUAAAAGUCUUCUUAUCCAUAGCUUGAAAGACGAAUAGCUCAAUCUAUACACAAGGAUCCAAUCUCCAGCACCUCUUCAAGAAUAGUUCUGGUCAAUACAACUCAUCUUCUUUUCCAAGUUUACCUUCACUCAAAAAUGUCCAAUUUCAACUUGACAGGAACGGCGAUAAUAAUCGGCUCUGGUGAGUAUUCUCUCCCAGUUCAAAUUACCAAUAUCGAUCGUGCUGAUUGCCUGAAGCCAGUGGUAUGGGAAGAGCAACCGCACUCGCUUUCGCCCGCGCCGGUGUUCAAGGAUUAGCAUUGGGAGAUCUCAACACUCCAGGAGUCAAAGAAACAGCGAAACAAGCCGAACAAGUUGCCACAAACCCCAAGUUCGCUGUCACAGCAUCUCACGUUGAUGUACGGAGCUGGGAAAGUGUUGACGACUUCUUCCAAGCUGCCGUUACCAGAUUCAGAAGGAUCGACUACAGCGUUACUACCGCUGGGAUUUAUUCCCUCCUCGGCAACAUUGCCGACAAUGACCUAGAAGCAUACGACAAUAUCCAAAACACCAACGCGAGAGGCGUCUUGUACCACACAAAAGCUGCCCUCCAAGUCAUGCUCAAACAAAAUGUCAUCGUCGUCCAAGGAACCACCAGAUCUCGUACACUCGGUCGUGGAUCUAUCGUGAAUGUUUGUUCUAUCGCUGGGAUUAUUCCACCCCAAGGCUCAGUCGAGUACAAUGCAUCAAAAUUCGCUGCUCUCGGUAUCACAAAGACUGCAGCCAAUGAAUAUGGAGGCUCUUUGAUCCGCAUAAACGCCGUCUGUCCAGGACCUAUCGACACACCAUUGCUCGAACGAGCUGUCUCCGGAAACCCGGAGGCCAGGAAUGCUGCCACUGACAGCACAGCUUUCAAGCGAAUUGGUGACGUUGACGAGGUUGCGGAUUCAAUUUUGUUUUUGGUCAGUCCGGCUGCGAGUUAUGUACAUGGCACUUCUUUCGUUGUUGAUGGAGGGUAUGUGAAUAUGGCUUGAUAGGUGUGAUCGGGAUGUACCCUAGCUUUGAAAGCUUUCAUUAGGUGCCUAGGUAUUUGCCUUCUUCCAUAGUCAUAAAGUUAAAACAGUUGGAUCUUAAGAUAAAUCUCCUAUGUAUUAUUGCCUGAAUAAGAUUUGGCGGAAGAUGCCGAAAACCAUGGUUCAACGGACCUAGGGAGCAGUCUGAAGACCUCAUUGAAUAUUUGAAGAUAAGAGGUAAAAGGAAUAUUGUUCUCAUACAAAAUGAUUGCCGAGGAAGGGUGUGCGUACUGAGGAUGAGACUAUCAAUCUUGAAUUACUUAGGAGGGAGCGCCUUCAAAGCACUCGAUAACUGCCUGGAGACCUAAGCUGUGGCCCAGUCAGACGAACUCGGUUAGGAAAUCUUGCCCCACGCACUCCUUGGCGCGGUCUCUAGUUCUGUGAAUUCGGAGGUAAAAAACAAUCAAAGAGAGGCCAGAUGAAUGAACCCC
Molecule: messenger RNA, 1873 nt
Organism: Cadophora gregata
Lineage: Eukaryota; Fungi; Ascomycota; Leotiomycetes; Helotiales; Ploettnerulaceae
Exons: 3
Coding region: 636-1403 (255 amino acids)
Molecular function (GO): oxidoreductase activity
Source: RefSeq, a predicted model, not a curated record